AUGUACCUACUUCUAAAUAAAAUAUGCUUGAAUUAUAUGAUAAAUUAGAUCAAUCCCUAUAAUAAAGCUUCUUAUUUCCUAUAAGGGAGGAGUUAUUAAGAGAAUAUUUUGAUGACUUAAUACUUUAAAUAAAAAUAAACUAUGGAAGAGAGGUUUUUUACUAGUGACAGUGACAGUACUCACCAAAGCUCGGAUGGUGAUUGAAACAUAUUAAACGUGUGUCAAGUAUUUCUUUAAGAAUAUAAAAGUUUUUAUCAGAAGAAGAACAUACUUAUAAAAUAUCUAGGCUGAAGAAAGAUUUAAAAUAAACUUACUAGAAUAAGAAUGUUCUGAGCUUUAAAAAUAAGUUUAAAAUUUAGAAUAGAAGCUAUAAGAUAUAAAUCGGAAGAAUUAAUAAAAUAGAGAGUAAACAAAAGUAACACAUUUGAAAAGAAUAACCUUAUUAAAAACUGAUAUAAAAAAUAUAGUAUUUUGGUGA
Paramecium primaurelia is the source of this 478-nucleotide messenger RNA. NCBI's taxonomy places the organism in Eukaryota, Ciliophora, Oligohymenophorea, Peniculida, Parameciidae. The record is from the annotation of a GenBank genome assembly.